AUUUCUAUACCACAAGUGGUAACCCCGAGCUACGCUCGGGCUUACCAUGCGGCGCUGCUCUGGGGGUCCCUGCAGCACUUACCUUGUCCUUCGUUCCCACGAUGUGUCCCCUGCAGCGUCCCCGGCCAUCUCCUCCGGCCAAUGCCGGCAUCCGGCUUCUGUGUUCCGGUCCCCGUGACGUCGGGACGUACGGGCGCCGCCGGCGGCGGGAAAUUUAAAAAAUUUAAAAAAUGUCUUUUUUUUUUUUUUUUCAAUCUUAAAUAUGCUUUGUCCUGUGCCCUGCCUGCAUUUUGUCUGUUCUUUCUG
Molecule: messenger RNA, 306 nt
Organism: Staurois parvus
Lineage: Eukaryota; Metazoa; Chordata; Amphibia; Anura; Ranidae
Source: the annotation of a GenBank genome assembly